Molecule: messenger RNA, 5352 nt
Organism: Girardinichthys multiradiatus
Lineage: Eukaryota; Metazoa; Chordata; Actinopteri; Cyprinodontiformes; Goodeidae
Exons: 17
Coding region: 54-3482 (1142 amino acids)
Biological process (GO): T cell costimulation; cellular response to lipopolysaccharide; negative regulation of T cell proliferation
Cellular component (GO): external side of plasma membrane
Source: RefSeq, a predicted model, not a curated record
CUCGGUAGUCCCUGUGACCCAUGAGAACAUGACUGCAGGAUGAUUGGGAACAAAUGAUGUUUUCACUGGUAGUUUCUGUUUACUGGAGGGUGUGUCAUAUUAGAGCAGAUGCAAAUCCAACACUUUUCUGGAAGAAAAGCAGCAGAAUGUCAAGAAGUAGCUGCACUGUGUUUUUGUUGGUUGUUUCUAUGCUUUGGGGGACGCCUCAUGUCAAAGCAGAUACUGAGACCUUCUGCAUUUUCAUGAAGAGCUGCAUUUUACCAUGCAGCUUCCAAGGUGGCUCUGAUGUGUUCAUCCACUGGUUUCAGCUGGCAGCAGGACGACCUCUGGUCCACUCAUACUACGAUAAUAGUGAUCAGCUGGGAAACCAGAACCAGAACUUCAGAGGCAGAACGUCACUGUUUAAAGAUCUGAUCUCCAGAGGAAACGCCUCACUGCUGCUGACAGGAGUGACAGUUGAGGAUCAGAGCAGAUAUAAAUGUCACUGCAGCGCCGUCAGUGGGAACAAGGAGACCUUUAUUCUACUCGGAGUGGACGCCCCAGUCUCUAAAGUCAGCAUCUCUCAGGUGGGAAACAGAAUCAUCUGCAGCUCAGAGGGGAUCUACCCUGAACCUGAACUCACCUGGUCCACCAUCCCUCCAUCCAACACCACCCUGCAGAACAGAACCACAGUCCAGAGGACUGUAGAGAAGCUUUACAGCAUCAGCAGCUCUCUGAUGGUUUCAGAUGAUGAUCCUGGUCUGAUCUACAGCUGCACCAUCAGCACUCGGAGGAACAACAGGAGAGCUACUCUGAGGCAGCUAAGUGUGAUCAGUUCCAGCGGACAGACGUCCCUCUCCUGCUCUGACUCUAACAUUUCUGUAACAAAUCUUCUCUGGAAAUUUAACCACAAUCAGAUAAUUGUGAACCAGACCAGUCAGAACAGAGACAUGGUGUCAGAGGAGUGGAAACAUCAUGUGAAGGACAUAUCAGAGUCCGGCAGACUGAGUCUUCAGGGUUUAUCUCCACAACAGGAGGGAAUUUACACCUGUGAGCUCAGCAAUGAGGAAGAAACCUACAUAACCAGCACCUUCCUAAAGAUAGAGGAGGAUCAAGGAGGCACAAAACACAUCCCAGGUGUCCUCAUCUGUGUUGGAGGAGCAGCAGUCGCAGCAAUAGUUGCUGUUCUGUACAUCUGUUGUAAAAAGAAAAAAGCUCUACAGGACAUCAGCUAUCAGGAGGCGAUGCAGUGGUGCAUUGCCCUGAUGGAGGCGAAGCGAGGGUAUGCCCAGGUCCGCACCCUCCGGGCCUCCCUCAGACACUGCAGUGAUCUGGUCCCAUCCUGGUGGUUGACAUGGAACACUGCCGAGGUGCUGUCCGUCCUGACGAGCACGUGCUUGCCCUCGAGAAAGGGCGAGAAGUGCCUUAGACCCCAAAUAAAUCGUCUAGAGCUCCAGGACCUUGAUGUGCAGACUUCCCUCCUGAGGCCCCCACAGCCACUGGACGCACCUGCACUGCCACACUGCUCCCCAUCCGAGAGGACCUUUGACGUCGCCCGAUCCGUCCCGCCGGAGGAGGGGGCACAGAUGAGCCAGUCGUCCAAAUAUGGCAGGAUCUUUAAUCCUGAAAGGGCACAGACCGCCUUCAUGCACCUUGUGAAAAUCCGACGGGCUAAAGAAAGGCCGAAUGGCAGGACCGAAAACUCAACCCCGCAAGGUGGUGCCCAUUCCACCCCGGGCUGCCGCCAAGCUCCUGCCACAGCUUCGCUGCGCAAACUGUGCGGGAGUGGCGGUUCAAAACUGACGCUGCGGGUCCCGCACGUCACGUCUCCUGGGUUGCGGAGCAGGGGGUCCCAUGGCCCCGCUGCGACCACCCCAAGCUUCAGGGGCCUGGCUGGACUGCCAACGGCACUCCAGUGCGCUCUCGGCCUCUGGUCCAAAGAGCUGGCCCGGUACCACCGGCAGCCUCCGCAAGCUCUGCCUACAGUCAUCCGAGAUCGGGGCCGUUGCCAACCAGACCUGGCGUCGGGUGACCACCAGAGUGGACAAAAGGUGACCGAGUUCCCUGGACAUGAGUCCAAAGGCCUGGAGGGCCGCGUCAUUUGUGUCGCCCAGUGCUGCUCCCACCAUGCCCGGCUGCAGCAUCUGGGACUGUGCCAACAGGAGGACAGAAAGGGAAUUGCCAAUACGUGCCAUACGAGCCGCAAUGUCGAUCCCUCCAGCAGCGCUGAAGCUCUUCCAAGAAGGCCGGUGACGGUGGCCCCUCGAACGGAGGGGCCGCCGGAGUCCGGCGAAAAAAUAGGUUUCCCAUUGGCCAGGCCACGGGUGCAUCGUCCAGAUGUUACAGAGGUUUCCUGCGUCUUCUUGGAGAGCUGCGUCUUACCCUGCAGCCUCCACAGCUACGGUGAUGAUGUCUUCCACUGGUUUUACGUAACUACAGGGGAAAUUCAUGUCCACUCAUUUUAUCACAACCAGGACAAGCUGGGACACCAGGACCAGAACUUCAGAGGCAGGACGUCACUGUUUAGGGAUCAGAUCUCCAGAGGAAAUGCCUCCCUGCUGCUGAGAGGGGUCAAGGUUCAGGAUAAAGGAUCAUACAAGUGCUACACCAGCACUGUUCAUGGGAACAAGCAAACCUUUGUGAACCUUAAAGUGGACGCUCCAGUCUCUAAAGUCAGCAUCUCUCAGGUGGAAAACAGGAUCAUCUGCAGCUCAGAGGGGAUCUACCCUGAACCUGAACUCACCUGGUCCACCAUCCCUCCAUCCAACACCACCCUGCAGAACAGAACCACAGUCCAGCAGACUGAAGAGCAGCUUUACAGCAUCAGCAGCUCUCUGAUGGUUUCAGACAGUGGUUCUGACCUGAACUACAGCUGCACCAUCAGCACUCGGAGGAGCAAGAAGAGAGCAGCGUUCAGGAAACUAUCUGCCAGCGUUUCCAGCAGUGUUGCGACCAUCCCCUGCUCUGCUUCAAACUCUUCCCUCCACAACUUCACCCUCACCUGGAGGUUCAACCACAGUCAGGUCAUCGUCCACCAGGUGGAGACCAGCUCCACGUUCACAGCUUCAGAGAGGUGGAGCAAACAUGUGAUGGAUGUUUCAGCGUCUGGCAGCCUGACGUUACAGGAUUUAUCCUCCAAUCAGGAGGGAGUUUAUACCUGUGAGCUCAGCGAUGAGGAGGGGACACUCAUCACCAACAUCCUGCUGAAGAUAGAGAACGGAGGGUCCAGUAGUGUUGCAGUAACCGUCUCAGCUGUGCUGACAGUCAUCGUUUUAGCUGCGUUGCUCAUAGUCUCCCUGCUGAUCUAUAAACAGAGACAACAAGAACCAGAACCCCUGCAUUUGUUUCCAUCAGGAGGAGCAGCUGCAACCACCAUGCAGGACACACAAACAUCAGCAUGUUACAUUUCUGCAGCUCCAUCCAGAGAAGCUGAAGCUGAAGCUGAAGCUGAAGCUGAAGGUAAAGCUGAAAGUGAAAAUGAAGAUCACCCAGGAGAACUUUGACCACAUUCUGGCUUCACACCAAAAUGAAAUCGACACCAGCAAAAGCUUCCUGAUUGUCUGACACCUUUAGGUCUUUAGAUCUUAGAGGUCUACUGGGGAUUUGUGGAUGUAAAAGCUUGUGUGGUAACCAUUUAUACAUUUAAAAACUAGCAGCACAAUCUUAACCACAAUUCUAAAAGAAUCGGGCCGCCAGUGGAGGGAAGACAAAAUCUGGGUCGCUUUCCUGUCGUUAGGAGGACAGGAAGGAGACCAAAAAGCCCAGAAAAACUGAGUCAGGCAUACCAAGCACAGAUUGCACAAAGGUGCAAUCUGCAACGGCUCGGUCAGGAAAAACUCACAGCUUAACACUGAGCCUGGAAUCCUUUCUAUGCAAAGAAAAAAUAAAAGAAGUUCUUGGUUUCCACUGUCGACUGGUGCGUGCUAAGGUUGAGGAAUUAGAUGAAAACGAUGCAAUUAUUGCAGUAUUUGCGAUUAUUCCCCCCAUAAAAAAACACUGCAUGCAUGUUAGGCUACCUGGCUGCUGUGAAGUGCUCUCAGAUGUGUUUUCUGGUUGCCUGGUGUUAUGUCCUUUUUAUCUUUGUGUUGCCCUCUGAUGGUGACCGGACCAGGGUGUCCAGGAUUUAAACCCAAUACCUUCUUGCUGCAUGGCAGCAGUGCUAACAGCUCUACCUCUGUGACUCAGAGUUAUCGGUGCUAAAUUGUAAACCAUGCAUAGAGUGUGAAUAAGGACCACGGCUCAGGAUGUCUCCCAGCAUUAACACUAGUUAGCUCUAAGCAUUAACAUAGAGCUGGUGUUACCUGAGCAGGUUAAAUCAGGUGUUUUAAAAGUUGUUUUUUUUUACAGAACAGAAGAAGUUGCCUUAAAGAAAAAAGUACUGAGGCUUUAACUUCAGCACAAAAAGGCAACUUUGGUAGAACGAGCAAAAAACUAGCAGUGAUGGUAAAUGGGCUUCAUUUCUACACUACAGUCAGUCAUCCAUCCAUAUUUGUAGAUUGGAUUUGAACAGAGUUCAUAACACCCUGCAGAUACAUCUACAAUCUGUACGUCUAUGUAUGCUCCUUGUUCACUCCUAAUCUUUUAAGGCGGACAUGGCUGGUUUUUCCUUUUCGGAAGGUUUUCUUUGGACUUUGGUCGAUUUUUCACUCAUUUCAAGUCACCAUAAUCUGGGACUUCUGCUGCAGUUAAACUGUGAUGUUAUGUAGAAACUCUACUACCGUAGAUGAAGACACAUAUCUGUAUGAGAACAUUUGUACGUCCAUAAUUCUAGCAAUAAAGUCGUUUAAUCCUUGUAUUAUUUUCACCAACACUGAUAUAUUGAUUUGUUUCCCACACCUUUAGACAGCAGUGUGUUCAGUGUUCUCCAUGAAGUCUUAGAUGAUUUACAAUCAUGCAUUGUAAAUCUGAGCAGGUGAAGAUUAUGGGCUGUCUAAAUGUUAAAUCUUUGUAAAAUGUAAAAUCCUGAAAUGUGCUGUUAAUAACCUGUUUUCUGCUUCAGGCUGCAGGGUUCUGACUUCCUGCUUUAAAUCUCUUCCUUUGCAUCUGAAGGAAGUGGCAGUGCGGCUUCAUGAACCUCUGCUAUCUGGAGACAUGUUUAUUUUUUAAAUUUGCCUUUAGAUCUGAAGCCCUUUGAGCUGCAAGCAUAGAAACAUAUUUCUGUAAAACUCUGUAGUAGAAUAAACACUAAUAAACCACUGAUAAAGUCUGGAUCAGGAGCAUGUUGCUCUGAGUUUUGUAUCCCUACAAAAUAUAUUUUUAACAAAUUUUCUAAUUGACAUAGACUGUGAAUAGAAAGUGUUGCUCAGAUGUUGCCUCAUUUGAAGUUGUCUGUUGAUGUCAUGUGUCUGUUUAGAAAUACAAUACUAAACCAAA